Molecule: messenger RNA, 1067 nt
Organism: Pelagomonas calceolata
Lineage: Eukaryota; Pelagophyceae; Pelagomonadales; Pelagomonadaceae
Source: the annotation of a GenBank genome assembly
UGCGGGGUUCGACGCAAGCCUGAACAAACUCUUCGUAAAACUAAGCUGCUCUAGGCUACUACGGCCAAAAACCAGUGCAUUGCUGCGGCUGCAGGCGGUUCGAACGUUUAUCGAUGGACACGGCACCUUAGUGACAGCUUAGAGCCAACUGCUCUCCUUUAGGCGCUCUCCAAGGCGACUCCAGCGCGACGCCGCGCAGCCAGCGCGACAGCGCGAUAGCGCGAGCGCGCAGUGCGUGCAGCCAUGCCGGAGCCGCAGCAAAAACCGGGCGGCUCCGUCGUCCUGCGCCUCGCGGGCGACUGCGUCGCGGCCGCGGCCGCGAGCGUCGCGGUGUCCCCCGUCGUGACGGCCAUGGACCGGGCCAUCACGCGCAACGCGGCCGGCGCGCAGCGGCUCUGGCCGGCGAUGUUCGAGGGCCUCGGCCAACUGAUCAAGCAGCCCAUACGCAAUAUUCGCAGUACGCCGACGAAGUGGCUCAUGUUGGUGUACAGCGCUACAUAUGCUGGUGCAAAUGCUGCCCACACUUUAUCCGUAUACCUAGGAAUAAAGCCGGCACUCCCCGUAUUGGCAGCAUCAACAAUCGGCAACAUGUCAACCGGCAUCGCCAAGGAUCGGGCGUUCGCGCGCAUGUACGGCGUGGUCGCGGCCAAGGGAAUGCCGCUGCCGUCCUACGGUCUAUUCUUUUCGAGGGACGUGCUGGCCAUGGCCUUCGUGUUCACGCUGCCGCCGUUGGUCACGCCGGCGAUCACCAAGGCCGUGGACGACUACAAUCUGCCGCUGACGCCGGCCCAGACGUCGCUCGCGACGCGCCUGACCACGCCGGUCGUCUCGCAGUUAUUUUCCACGCCCUUGCAUCUACUCGGCCUGGCGGUCUACAACAACACGGGCGGCGGCGUCGCGGCGCAUUUACAAACGCUGCGCGAGACGUACCCCGAGACCGUGACGUUAAGGAUGCUGCGCAUCAUCCCGGCGUUCUCCGUCGGCGGCGUCGUGAACGCGUCGCUGCGGGAGCGGUGGCAUGAUGCGCUGGAGCGGCGGAGUUUUGGUAGGUAGUAAUUCUAACAAAC